AUGGGUUGGUUCGAGCAGAUUACUACCGAAACUGCCACUCGGUCGCUUCCUACAUGGACUCCUUCAUCAAUACCUGCCCUGACUUCAUUAUCUUCCAUCGAUCCAACUAAUGCGAACGGACUUUGGGAAACCGUUCUUUCGGCUUCAGCCGUUGCUAUGACUGCCACUGAAACCCCGGUUUUGUACCAGGUGUCAAAAGUGCUCCGAGGAGCUGCCGCUUCGCUCACCAUCAUUGAAGCCGAGAAAUACUUGGCAACUGCAAAUCCCACCGAGACCGCGAGUAUCUCGAUGGCCCAGGAGUUGGUUUUCAAUGCCACUUUGAACCUCAAGGCAUUGGAAUGGGACCUGAACCUUUAUACGAAUGCGUUGAAUAUCCCUGCGAAUGCGAUUUUUACGGCGUUAUUUGGGUUGUUAUUUAUAGUGUUUGUCGCAUGGAUGUUCACCGGCAAGCAGAUUUAUUUCGGUGUGUGUUUUGCCUGUGGAACUGUGCUUGAGUUCUGUGGCUAUUUUGCUCGCACUCUAGCAGCUAAGGACUACGCUAAUCCAGACAAAUACUUGUGUCAAAUCAUUUGCUUAACUAUGGCACCGGCGUUCAUCAUGGCAGGAAUAUACUAUAUUCUUGGUCAACUCAGAAUUGUCUAUGGAAACUAUGGCAUUCUACCGCCCAGCUGGUACACAUACUUGUUCAUCUUUUGCGAUGUGGUCAGUCUAUUUACUCAGGCGGUUGGUGGAGCCAUUGCUGCGACCGAAGUCAGACGUUACAUUUUCAGACCAACGGGAACAAAUAUCAUGAUUGCUGGUAUUUCGUUCCAACUCUUUUCGAUGACAUUAUUUGUGAUAUGCUGGUGCGACAUGCUCUUCAAAGCAUGCUUUCGAGCCGAUCCCAACUUUAAAUUCUCAUUGGGUCGAUGUAUGCAUUUACUAUUAAAUACCCCCAAGGGCCGCCAAUAUCGCCAGCAAUUGGAACCUUUCUACGACCCAGCAUUUGUCGACGUGAGACGAGGGUACCUCUUUGGCUACUUGCCAUUGGUGGUUUCGGCAUCAGUUCUCUUUGUCUACAUUAGAUGUGCAUAUCGAGUAGCGGAACUCAGUCAAGGUUGGACAGGUUUCUUGAUAACCCACGAACAGUUUAUCAUGACAUUGGAUGCACUCAUGGUGUUCUUGGCUUGUGUUUUCUAUGUUCCGCUCUACCCUUCACAAAUCUUUGGCAAUGCAAUCAGUUGGCAGGUAAUGAAGAGACAAAAGCACCAUGACCCAAAUGGCCCAAUUAACGACGAAAAAUCCCUCUACAAAUGUGAUACCAAAACAACUAUAGAAAAAGUCGAUGAGAAAUUUCGUACCCAUGAACACAGCAACAGUAGAAGCGAAGAGUCGACUGCUUAUGACAACGAAUCCUUCUACUUUUAA
Meyerozyma guilliermondii ATCC 6260 is the source of this 1407-nucleotide messenger RNA. RefSeq lists its product as uncharacterized. The record is from RefSeq and is a predicted model, not a curated record. Gene Ontology annotation, cellular component: plasma membrane; fungal-type vacuole. Bases 1 to 1407 code for a protein of 468 amino acids. The transcript has a single exon. Lineage: Eukaryota; Fungi; Ascomycota; Pichiomycetes; Serinales; Debaryomycetaceae.